Messenger RNA from Ostrea edulis (European flat oyster), 4353 nucleotides. RefSeq names its product tolloid-like protein 1. Gene Ontology annotation, molecular function: zinc ion binding; calcium ion binding; metalloendopeptidase activity. Gene Ontology annotation, biological process: proteolysis. The transcript is spliced from 18 exons. The record is from RefSeq and is a predicted model, not a curated record. Bases 352 to 3540 code for a protein of 1062 amino acids. Lineage: Eukaryota; Metazoa; Mollusca; Bivalvia; Ostreida; Ostreidae.
AGAAUCCCUUAGCAUUUCAUUCACAUAGCAUGUGGCCAUUUCCAUUGGCUAUAAGAGUUUGGCGAACAUGAAUAUUCAUUUUACGCUUUUUGCGUCUUGGCGCGUGAGUCGGCGCGGGUCGUUUGGAGCAUUGCACCCCUUUACUAUGCUUCAUAGUAUUAAAGGAAAAUGAGUUCAGAUAUCGGUAACGCUGUCAUAGUUAAUCAGAGUCAUUUCACCAUAUCAAUUUUUUACGCAAAGAUGAAUUUGUACGGAACGCCUCUAUAGUAUUAUAUAUUCCAGUGUUGGAUUUACAUGUUAUAUUGUAUACAGUUGGUGCUGCUGGGGAUCGUGUGUGAUUAGAUAUUGAAUAUGACAUUUUCACGGGUUCUAUCUGUUGUUUCUUACCUUGUGAUACUCUUUGGUCAGGAAACAGAAGGGAUUAUACGAAAUAUACCACAUAGAACCUCAAAUGAUAUUUACGUGGAUCCUUGCAAAGCAGUUGCAUUUUCUGGUGAUAUAUCAUUAGCUGAUGAAGACAUACAUUUUAGCAGUAUUCCACAAAAUAGCAGCAGAAAUGCAUUUAAUGAACUCUAUGAACUUCAAGUUGAAGAUGUAGGUGCUGCAUCAAAGUAUAGUGACAAAGAAUAUUAUUCUAGAAUAGAGAAAUAUCUUUCAAGAAAACCCACACAUAAACCAAAGACAGUUUUAAGUGAAGAACAGAAAAGAAAGAAAAAAUUAAAGAAACAAAAGAAAACCAGAUGCCCAAAAGGUGAUAAAAUAUGCAGAGAAUUAAGACGAAAGCAAAGAAAGGAGGAAAGACUGAAGAGAAAAGAAGACAGAAGGCAGAAGAGACUAUUAAAAAAACAAAAAAGACUCAGGAAAAAGCAAAGACUAUCAAAGUUAAAAAGAGGUUUAAAGAAUGAUAAGGUUACAAGGACGAAGAGAGCAGCGACCGCAAGACCAGAAAGGUUGUGGGAUUAUGGAGUCAUUCCAUAUGAAAUUGAGGCUAACUUUAGUGGUCAACACAAAGCCUUGUUUAAGCUUGCCAUGAGACAUUGGGAGAAUUACACCUGCAUAUCUUUUGUAGAAAGGCAACCUGCGCACAAAAAUUAUAUUGUCUUCACAGAGAGACCAUGUGGGUGUUGCUCAUUUGUGGGCAAACGUGGUAAUGGAGCCCAGGCCAUAUCCAUUGGUAAAAAUUGUGACAAGUUCGGGAUUGUUGUUCAUGAGUUAGGCCAUGUGGUUGGAUUCUGGCAUGAGCACACACGCCCUGAUAGAGAUCAGCAUGUACAAAUCAUCUACAAAAACAUCAUGCCAGGUCAGGAGUACAACUUUAACAAGCUGACAGGAAGUGAAGUGAACUCUCUUGGUAUGGCCUACGACUACGGCAGCAUUAUGCACUAUGCUCGUAAUACCUUUGCUAGGGCCACUUAUGUGGACACCAUUUUACCACGUAAAAAGCCCGAGAUGAUUAUCCGUCCUGAGAUUGGUCAGCGAGUCAAACUCAGUCCUGGAGAUGUGGAACAAGCAAACAAACUCUAUAAAUGUCCAGCUUGUGGACGCACACUUCAGGAAUCUAUAGACAAAUUUUCGUUCACACCUACCAAUGGAAAGUCUGCUACCUGUCAGUGGAGGAUUUCAGCCACCCAUGGGGAAAAAAUUGUCCUGAACCUAACUGACCUGGAUAUUCCGGAGUCAAAACAAUGUGAAAAGCACUACCUAGAGGUCCGGGAUGGGCAUUUUAUCAUGUCGCCUCUACUGGGUAGGUUCUGUGGAGACAAUGCCCCCGCCAUGCUGAUUUCUACAGAUAGCAGGAUGUGGCUGGAGUAUCAUACGUCAGACGGACAGGGAACAGGGUUUUCUGCUCAAUAUGAAGCUAUUUGUGGUGGAGAGAUCCACAAGGACCAGGGUCAACUGACCAGCCCCAACUACCCUGAUGACUACAAAUCCAAUAAAGAGUGCAUUUGGAAAAUCACUGUAGAUAAAGAUUAUUCUGUGGCACUCAAAUUCCAGUCAUUUGAGAUUGAGAGUCAUGAUGAUUGUGUGUAUGAUUACCUUGAAAUCCGGGAUGGUCCUGAUCCUACCUCAAAAGAGCUCGGCCGAUUCUGUGGAUACAAAAUCCCAGAGGACGUAAAAUCCUCGGGAAAUACUCUCUUUGUUAAGUUUGUAUCAGAUGGCUCUGUUCAGAAAUUAGGAUUUGCAGCAUCUUUUGUUAAAGAAUAUGAUGAAUGUGCAACAGAUCAUCAUGGCUGUGACCAUAUCUGUGUCAACACCCUCGGCAGCUUUAAAUGCGAAUGUAAAAUUGGUUAUGAACUUCACUCGGAUGGUAAAAAAUGUGAAGAUGCUUGUGGAGGCUACAUUGAUCAGGCCAACGGCAGCAUACAAAGCCCCUCCUUCCCUGACCUGUAUCCCCCUAACAAGAACUGUGUGUGGCAGAUUGUGGCACCUGACCAAUACCGCAUCACUCUUAACUUCUCCCACUUUGAUAUGGAGGGUAACAAUCAAGACUGCGAGUAUGACUCAAUUCGUGUGAGUAGUGGGGUUGGACGAGAUUCGGUGAUCCAUGGAAUUUACUGCGGUCCAACGCUUCCCUCAUCCAUCACAUCAGAAAGUAACACCCUGAGAAUCGAAUUUAACUCUGACAACUCAGUCCAGAAAACAGGAUUUCAUGCACUCUUCUUCACUGACAAGGAUGAAUGUGCUGUAAAUAAUGGUGGCUGUCAACAUGUCUGUAAAAACACAGUGGGAAGUUAUGAGUGUGCCUGUCAUAAUGGAUUCACCCUGCACGAAAACAAGCACGACUGCAAAGAAGGAGGUUGUCAGCACAAAAUCAAGGAUCCAGAGGGUGAAAUCAGCAGCCCCAACUGGCCAGACUUUUACCCAAGUCGUAAAGACUGUGUGUGGCACUUCACCACCACCCCAGGACAUCGUAUCAGACUCACCUUUAUCAACUUCGAACUGGAACCACAUCAGGAGUGCACCUACGACCACAUAGAAGUGUUUGAUGGAAAGAACAUUAACAGUCACAGCCUAGGGAGGUACUGUGGGAGCAAGCUGCCACACCCCAUCACUUCCAGCAGCAACCAGAUGUACAUGGUCUUCUACUCUGAUGCCUCUGUACAAAGGAAAGGAUUUCAUGCAAGCCACAAGACAAUUUGUGGAGGUGUCUUGGUUGCCAAGGAGACUAACCACCGUUUGUUUUCACAUGCCAAACAUGGUGACCAGAACUAUGACAACAAGAUGGAGUGCGAAUGGCACAUUGUGGCCAGCCCAGGGCAUCAUGUCAAAUUCAAGUUUGACACUUUUGAAAUUGAAGAUGAAAGUGAUUGUGGCUAUGACAAUGUUGAGGUGUUCGAUGGAAAACUAGAUACAAGUCCAGGAUUGGGAAGAUUCUGUGGAAGCAAGGUUCCAAAUGAAAUAAUAUCUACUGGUCAAAAUCUGCUAGUGAGAUUCAAAUCCGAUGAUACAAUCAACUGGAAAGGCUUCUCGGCAACGUAUCAAGAAGUUCCCUCCAAAAACCAAGGUUCAGGGGUCAUCAAACCACUUCCUAUGUCCUAGUCAGGGGUUGGAGUCUGAGCUGGAGAACACUUAGUCUCCAUGACAUGGAUUGUCGUGAUUGUUUCAUGAUAUGUUAAGAGUUAUGAAGAGUAUAGAGGCAAAAUGAAUGGCCUGUAUGCAACAUUUAUGAUUUUAACAUGUGUGAAAUUUAAAUGCAUAUAUUUGCUAAAAAUUCCACAUCAAGUUAGUUUUGUAAACAAAUACAUAAUGGCAAGGGAUGAUGUUUUCGUUUGAAGUAUAUUAUUUCAAAUGUCUCUAUAUGUGUAUUUAAGAAAUUUCAGGUAAAUUAUUGUAUUGAUAUGCUAACUAUGAAUAAUUUAUGUUUGUUGUUAAUUAUGUUUCCAUUUUAUUUGUACAUGAAAAUGUUGAUGGAUAUGUCCUCCAUGUACGUGAAACCAUUUUGAGUUCUGGAGUGUAUUUGUUACGGUUUCUUCUCUGUUGAUUUGUUUUGUAUUAGUAAUGUGUUAUGCGUCAUUGUCUGUAUUAGGUUUUAGUAGACAUAAACAGAUAAAGAGUAUAUUUUCUCAAUUCAUAGAUAUACAUGUAUCAGCACUCCAUUUUUUUUUUUUUGUGUUUAGUGAACUUAUUUCACUAAAUAUCAGACCUUUACAUUUUGUAAAGAGUAUAUUUUAUAUUUCAUUUAACUAAAAACUAAUUUUAAUAUGUUAUGAAUACAUUUGAAAUAUGAAAAUUGAAAACUUAUUUUAAAGACAACUUACGUAACUCUGAUAAUUUUUUAUUGCUGUUACCACAACUUAUUGUUCAAUGUUGACUGGUGUACAUUUUAUCAUUAAAAAAUUUAUUUUGAAAAAA